CUGUCACAAAACCUCAUCAUUGUUUAUGGCUGUUCACAGCAGUGUUCUUUUUGCUGUGAAGGCACAAUAUCUAUAUAUUAAGGGCAAGAUUGGGGCAUGUUUAGACCGUUUCUAGUGGUUUAGACAGCUUCUGGUUGGUUUGAAUUGGGCAAAAUAAAAUAGGCCUAUGUAGAAAUAGCCACAAGGUAGCGCCCUUCACUUUUUUCUGUUAAUUUAUCAAUAAAAGAAACGGAAUGCAAGCGAUGUUGAACAUUAUUUAUUUGUUAUCUUCAUUCAUUGUUUUGGAAUGUGGACGGCAUUUCUGUCAUAUUUGUGAUCAGGGACUUCUAGAUUAGUGAGCCUUUAUAUUCCCAAUUAUGGAUGCAGUGAGUUCAAUAUGAAACGGAAUGUUUUUCCCCACCAUUUAGCUAUAGCCUACAUUUACUGUUUACUCUUCUCUGUAGGCCUAUUCGUAUUUCUCUGUUAAAGUUAAUUAGGGCUCACGUUCUUCAGUCUUUAUCCCGUACGAACAGUCCGGUUACACACAAGCCUCAGAGACAGGAUUAUUUUAAAGUCUAAAUAAAUAAAUAUUUCAGGGGUGGUGAGGAUAUAAAUAUGUUAGUCCAUUUUUGUUGACUAACAUAUAACAACGUUUUUUAUUGUCUUAUUGAAAUAGUGUCACUAUUUAAAUUAUUUUUCCUGCAGUAGCUUACCUGUAAUUUUAGUAUGCAGACAAUACGUUUAAACGUUAGCUUACAAAGGGUUAGGGUGUGUAAAGACUUGCUUGGAAGGCUACGUUUUACUGCAGACUAGACGCUGCAGUAAUCAAUAGAGGGACAUGGACAAUGCUUGCCAUUUCGGUUGCACCCAUACACCAGCAACAGUAGCUAACCAAACACAAGGUGUUUCUGACACUUAAGAGAAUUUAGUUGAUAGGGUGUGGCAGCACAGCAUAGCCUAGAGUUCGUUUAAAGUACAAAACUCCUUAUUCGGCUAGGGCGAGAAAAGGUAGACUAUAGCAGUCGAGUUCGUACUCCACGUCCAGAAUGUAUUUCUCCUUUUUAAAUAAAUACAUUUGCCAGACAAUAAUAUUACAGAUAGAGCGGAACUGAGAGGAUUGGGCCACUUGAUUAUAGGUUAUGUGAAUAGGUUAUCAAUGUGAAACUUUUCGUUUUGCAAUGCGUUCAGCCAAUCAUCAUGGGCGACUUGAGAACGUAACGUUCAGACUAAAUAGUGUGUUAACAGCUUUUGGAUAGGUGGACUAAUCAGGAAGAGAUCAUAAUAGGAGUUUCAGUCUGGAUGUAGUUCGUCUGCAUUUACAUUUACAUGAUCUUUUUGGCUUCUUACUCUGUCCUGCUAUUCAAACUUGUGACAGAGAGACAUCUAAACGCACCUUCAGCAAUCAAGAGUCAAGAAAUCGAACCGUUGACUCAAUUACAUGGUGUUGAUUUUGAUUAUUUAAUAAUUUAAAAACAAAAUUAAGAUAAUGAAUAUGACUAGUCUCCAGUGACAUUAUCCUGUGACAUUAUUGUGCAGAGGAAAACGCUGACUACUGUCAUUCAAAAAAUAGAAACCCUCUUUUUUUAAAGCUGAAUGGCAUAUUGCUAUUACCGGUGGCGUCGGGUGCUCCUGUGCCUGUGUAUGCCCUGCAUCUUGCUGGCGUUGCUGAUUAUCUACAUUGCUUUGAUGGUGUGCUUCAACAUGACCUCCACCACCAGCAGUAUCUUAGGCGCAUUGGACACCCACUUUAUUGCCCCUGGUAGCUUUAGAAAUGAUGGUAAUGCCCCUAUACCCACCAAUACUUUUUGGGCCCUCCAGCCAAACAAGGACGCUCUCUGGAACCAGCUCCAGCGGCUCAUUGACCGCCAGUACAACCCUAUCCUGAGGUCCCACUCCACUGUGGGAGCCAGGAAAAGCAGCGUUGUAAACGACACAUCAGAGGGGUCCCACUUCUCAUUGAGCAGAGUGUCCUCUCAAAUGGCCGAUUUUGAAAAGCUGCCGAACCACGUGAGAGAUUUUGUGCGUUACAUGCACCAGAGGGAGUACCCCGUCCUCAGAGAGCCUACCAGGAGCUGUGAAAAAGGGGGAAGGGCAGAGGGCAAUCCGCAGACCCCUCUUCUCUUACUGGCCAUAAAAUCACAGGAAGAAAACUUUGCUAAUCGCCAGGCCAUCCGGCAGACGUGGGGCCAGACGGGCUGGGUGUUGGGGAAGCGGGGGAAGGGUGGGUUAGUCCAGCGGGUGUUUCUACUGGGGAAAAAUCGGGCAAAGGCAGCAUUAAAUGUGUUGCCACUGUUAGAGCUGGAAAGCCAGCAGUACCAGGACAUCCUCCAGUGGGGCUUCCACGACUCGUUCUUCAACCUCACUCUGAAAGAUGUGCUUUUCUGGGACUGGUUCUCCCACUUUUGCCCCCACACCCAGUUUGUUUUCAAAGGGGACGAUGACGUUUUGGUUCAAACUCCAGCCUUGCUGGACUACCUUCAGGAGCAAAUGAGCCAGGCAAGAGGGAUCAGGGGCCUGAGGAGCUUAAUAGUGGGGGACGUCAUUGGUGCAGCCAGCCCUAUCAGGGAUGAGUCUCUGAAGUACUUCAUUCCAGGCAGCCUCUAUAAGGGUUUGUACCCUGCAUAUGCCGGUGGGGGAGGUGUACUCUACUCUGGCUUGCUGGCCAGGCGUCUGAACCAGGUGUCCCGCAGAGUCCACCUCUUCCCAAUAGAUGACGUUUACGUGGGCAUGUGCCUUCAGAGGCUUAACGUCAAUCCCAUCCAUCACCCUGCAUUCCUCACUUUUGACUUUUCCAAAAAGGAAGCGGAGCAACCAUGCAGGUACCAUUCCAUCCUUGUUGUCCAUAAGCGAAGCCCAGCCCAGAUAACACAGAUUUGGAUGGAUCUCAUGGCGACAAAGUCUCAGUGCAGCAACGCCACACUGAGAGUGGAGGAGAGUGAUGGGAAAGGGGUUACAACGAAAUCUGCCAUAAAAUAUUAA
Messenger RNA from Hypomesus transpacificus, 2958 nucleotides. RefSeq names its product N-acetyllactosaminide beta-1,3-N-acetylglucosaminyltransferase 2. Gene Ontology annotation, cellular component: membrane. Gene Ontology annotation, molecular function: hexosyltransferase activity. The transcript has 2 exons. Lineage: Eukaryota; Metazoa; Chordata; Actinopteri; Osmeriformes; Osmeridae. The record is from RefSeq and is a predicted model, not a curated record. Bases 1573 to 2958 code for a protein of 461 amino acids.